Messenger RNA from Fusarium oxysporum Fo47, 751 nucleotides. Its product is annotated as ClpP/crotonase-like domain-containing protein. Gene Ontology annotation, cellular component: peroxisome. The transcript is spliced from 3 exons. Gene Ontology annotation, molecular function: enoyl-CoA hydratase activity; delta(3)-delta(2)-enoyl-CoA isomerase activity. Gene Ontology annotation, biological process: fatty acid beta-oxidation. The coding region runs from base 1 to 720 and encodes 239 amino acids. The record is from RefSeq and is a predicted model, not a curated record. Lineage: Eukaryota; Fungi; Ascomycota; Sordariomycetes; Hypocreales; Nectriaceae.
AUGUACGAAAACCUUGGGCUCGAGCGUCGCGGAGAUGUCUUUAUCCUUACUCUGCAGAAACCACCAGAGAACCGUCUCACAUCACAAUUCUGUCAAGAGAUUAUUCGGGCUUUAAAUGAUGUUCGGAGGGAACUAGGUCCUGACGCACCUGGCGUUGUUAUCAUUCGAGGCAACGAUGCCAAGUUCUUCUGCACAGGUCUGGAUCUCUAUGAACGAGACACAAACCCAUACGCCAGCUCCGAGGGAUUCUAUCCGCUUGUUGCAACUCUCCUAGACUUCCCGUUCCCCACCAUCUGUCUCAUCACCGGACACACUUUUGGAGGUGCCUCAGUGAUGACACUGGCCCACGACUAUCGUAUCAUGAAUUCUACCCGUGGGUACUGGUGCAUGCCCGUAGCAGAGCUCGGCCUGCAUUUCGAUGGAAUGGGUGCCCUUCUGAGAGCCAAGCUGCCACCACAAACAGCCAGGAAGGUCAUCCUGCAGGGUCAUAGGUUUACAUCAAGUGAGGCAUUGGCGGAUGGUAUCGUGGAUGAGAUCGCCUCGCCGGAAGAGAUGCUGGACCGUGCCUUGCAGCUUGCCGAUAGGGUCAAGUCCAAGGCAAAGAUGGGGGUCUACGGAUUGCUCAGGGCAGAGCUAUAUGGUGAGGCGCUGAGGGCGUUCCAGCAGAUUAGUUAUGUUCAUUCUCGGCUCAAUUCCCGUCAGGCAAAGGUCAAGCUAUAAACAUAAUAAUAAAAUGGAUGAACGAUUCCGC